AUGCUCCUCUCAGAAGAUCCCGCCACACUCAUAAACCACACAAUAAACAACUUCAACAUCAACCCCGACAAGCUCGCCAUCUCCCGCAUCUCCGAAUCGCUGUCCACGCUCCAACAAGCGCGCGACCUCCGGAUGCGCGACGCCGAAACGUCGCUCAAAAAACUCCACCGCCAACUCAGCACACUCACCUCCCAACACGCGGAGCUCACGUCCUCACACUCGCCCUCCGACCACGCCUCCAAGAUCGCGACCCUCGACACGCGCAAGUUCCGCACCGCAAAGGCAGCCAGCGACGCGGAGAUGGAGGCGGAGCGGCUGGCGCAGCAGGCGGCUGAUUUGGCGGCGCGGCUGCAGAGCUGA
Messenger RNA from Pochonia chlamydosporia 170, 360 nucleotides. Its product is annotated as kinetochore protein SPC24. The record is from RefSeq and is a predicted model, not a curated record. The transcript has 2 exons. Bases 1 to 360 code for a protein of 119 amino acids. Lineage: Eukaryota; Fungi; Ascomycota; Sordariomycetes; Hypocreales; Clavicipitaceae.